Messenger RNA from Pseudozyma flocculosa PF-1, 1989 nucleotides. RefSeq lists its product as uncharacterized. Gene Ontology annotation, molecular function: metal ion binding. The coding region runs from base 1 to 1989 and encodes 662 amino acids. The record is from RefSeq and is a predicted model, not a curated record. The transcript has 5 exons. Lineage: Eukaryota; Fungi; Basidiomycota; Ustilaginomycetes; Ustilaginales; Ustilaginaceae.
AUGGAGGCGCCGACGACGAGCCGUGCCGCCGACAGGAAGAAGAGGUCGAGGUCGGCCUUCAAAGACGACGAAGGCGGGGAGGCAGAGCAGCAGCACCAGGAGAGUCUCGCAGCGGAUUCGGGGUCCGCCGCUGCCAAGUCCGCGGCUCGCGACGACGAUGGCCUGCCAGCAGUCACUCGUCAACGUUCGGCCUCUUCAGACAGGCCUGCGAGGAAGAACAAGAAGAGGAAGGCGAAUGUCGGAGCAGAGGUGAUCGACGUCAGUCCAGAAGCGACACCGAUGGCCGAUGGCGCUGCUGAAGCAGAGGUUGAGCAGACCGCAGAAGCUGGCCCGUCCUCCUCAUCACAAACCGCCAGCGACGCCAGAGACGACGGACUCGCUGGCGACAAGGGAAAGACAAAGGCGCCGGGCGCCGUGGCAGAGGAGGGUCCGGAUACCGAGCAAGCAUCGACGCAACCUGCGGCAGCAUCGCCCUCUGCAGCGGCAGCAGCAGUGACCGCUUCGAUCUCGACGGGCGAUCCCCAGGAGCUGCAGCACGAGGUUGAGCGACUGCGAAAGGAGCUCUCGACCAAGAACGAGCUCAUCGAGACGCAGCGCUCGACCAUCAAACACAUCUAUCACCAGUGCACCUGCACCAUUUGCCUCGAGCUCGUGUGGAGACCCUUCAUACUGGCGCCGUGCGGCCACACCUUCUGCGUCGUCUGCCUGAUGUCGUGGUUCACCAAGCCGCUCGACAAGGAAGGCGACCUGCCGCCGGGCCUCAAUGCCGAGGAGCGAGCAAGAGAGGAGCAGCGACGGACGCAGAGGCGCAAAAAGACCUGCCCGGCGUGCAGGACGGAGCUGGCGUGCCCGCCGGUCGAGAUCUGGCUGGUCAAGGGCAUGCUGGAGAAGCUCGACUCGGCAGCCAGGACCGUCGGCACCUCGGACUGCGGCCUGCCGGACGACACGCUGAGCUCGCUCGAGAUCGCAAAGGCGAGGGGCGAGGAUCUGCCCGCCGGGCCCAAGCUGUGGGAGGACAUCUUCGACGGGCGUGGACCGAGAAGGAUCCUCUACGACGAGGGCGAUGGCGUCAGGCGGUGCGGAGAGUGCGCCAGUGAGAUCUGGGAGGGUGUGUGCUCCAACCCGGACUGCGGCAUCGAGUACUCGGACAUGUCCGACGACGAGUACGGCUCAGACCUCUUGCUGCCCUCGGACGACAUCCACGGCCACUUUGGCGGCUACUACGGCGGCGAAGCCAACGGCCGCCGCCACCGCUCGCCGGGGUCCGACGGCUCGCGGUCCCGGGACAGCCAGUUCAGCGACAGCGAGGAUGACAUGCGCUCCUUUAUCGAGGACGACCUCGACGAGGACGGCAGGAGGCACGCCGACGACGGCGAUGACGACGACGAGGAAGAUGAUGGGUUCAUCGACGGUCCCAGGCGGAUCUACAGGCAGGCCGAGGCGAUCGAGAUCUCGGACGACGAGGACGAGGACGACGCCAGCACGGAUACGGACGACGACGGGGCCGGCAGAAGACGGCGGCGACGACGAUUCCGGAGCGAGAGCACGAUGACGGGCUCAUCGCGUGGCAGUGGACGCGAGGACGCUGCCGAUGAUGCCAUCGAAGUGAGCUCGAACAGCGACGUCAGUCACGGAUACGACGACGACGAAGACGGGGCGCACGACCACCUGAGGGGACGUAGGGGGCGCGGUGCCGCCGGCGGGAGGCUCAUGGACAGUGACGAGGAGUCGAGUGGGGGCGAAAGCCGCCGCAGCGACCACGAUCGCGCGGAGAACGACGAUGAUGGCGACGAAGACAUGUCGUCGAUCCAGGGCGGCAGCUUUGCCGGCUCCGAUCGAGGCGAAGGAAGCUUCGAGACCGCCGACGGUUCUCACAGCAGCGGCAGCGGCGGCAGCAGCGAUGGCGACAGCGACGGCGACGGCGAGAGACGCUCCGCCAGGACGGGCGGGAGCCGUCGCAUCAUCGACAGCGACGACGACGACUACUAG